AUGUAUGCCACAAGAGCCAUGCGAUCUGCCUUCCAGCCCACGCGCCGCUUGAUGCGCCCGGUGCCCAACGAGGAGCAGGCUGCUCACACCGUCUCGCAACGCCUCCGACGACUCCGCAAGAUCCCCGCUGAGUUGAUCCCUCUCGGUGUUGUCGUUGGCUUCGCCGUCAUCGCUGCCGGUUACUCGAUCACUCGCCACUUGUUCGUCGACAAGACCAUCCGCCUCAAGCGCCAGAACCGAGCUGCGGAUGCCGCUGCCGAGCAGCACCACUAG
This is a messenger RNA of Diaporthe citri, 273 nucleotides long. RefSeq lists its product as uncharacterized. The record is from RefSeq and is a predicted model, not a curated record. The coding region runs from base 1 to 273 and encodes 90 amino acids. NCBI's taxonomy places the organism in Eukaryota, Fungi, Ascomycota, Sordariomycetes, Diaporthales, Diaporthaceae. The transcript is spliced from 4 exons.